Molecule: messenger RNA, 1086 nt
Organism: Erigeron canadensis
Lineage: Eukaryota; Viridiplantae; Streptophyta; Magnoliopsida; Asterales; Asteraceae
Product: G-type lectin S-receptor-like serine/threonine-protein kinase At4g27290
Exons: 2
Coding region: 1-1086 (361 amino acids)
Biological process (GO): recognition of pollen
Source: RefSeq, a predicted model, not a curated record
AUGCUACUCCCUUUAAUUACCUUCUUGAUAAUACUAACAAGAACUUACGGUUCAUUAGACACCAUAGCUGUGAAUCAAAACAUCUCGGAUGGUAAGACUAUUAUCUCAAAGAAUGCAAUUUUUGAGCUAGGCUUCUUUAGCCUGGGCAGUUCCAAUAAUCGAUACUUAGGAAUAUGGUUUGCGGCCACAUCACCACCAACGAUUGCCUGGGUUGCUAAUCGGGAACAUCCCCUUAACGAUACCUCUGGCAUGGUCAAAUUGGACAGCCAAGGUAUCCUAUCUAUAGUAAAUGGUCGUGGCACCAUUAUGUGGUCAUCCAAUUUCUCGGCGUCUAGCCCAAACACCAAGCCCGUAGCCCAAAUAUUGGAUACUGGAAAUCUGGUGGUCAGGGAUGAAACUAAUGCCAACAUGGAAAAUUUCAUUUGGCAAAGUUUUGAUCACCCGGGCGACACCUAUUUACAACACAUGAAGCUGGGCAAGAAUUUCAUUACUGGAAAAGAAACGUAUCUGACAUCAUGGAAGAGUCCAGAUGAUCCUUCCCCAGGUGACUAUACAUUCAAGUUUUUGAUGGUUAAAGGCAAGUAUCCAGAAGUAUAUAUUAUGAAAGGUUCUAGUAUUGAAACAAGGAUCGGGCCUUAUAAUGGCAUAGCGUUUUCAGGCCAGCCAAACUAUAAACCUGACCCGGCUCAAAUUAAUGACAUUAAAAUGGUAAUCAAUCAAAACGAGAUGUAUUUUGCUUAUAGCCCGACUAGCACUACACAAUUCAUAAGAAUGGUAGCAACUCCUGGAGGGAAAUUUGAUAUUUUCGUACUAAGUUUACCAAACACAGAAUGGUUUCAGAGUCUCACUUAUCCUAUAGAUUAUUGUGACAACUUUGGACUAUGCGGACCGUAUGGAACCUGCAGUACUGCAACUAGUCCUAAUUGUGGGUGCUUGAAAGGAUUCGAACGAAGUAGUACUGAUAAUAAUACUAGUGGUUGUCGUCGUUGGAGUACAGAGUUGGACUGUGGGCCUGGAGAAGGCUUUUUAAAGGUUUCAAGUAUAAAAUUGCCAGACACACAGAAUGCCGUGGAGUUGGAUGCCUGA